This is a messenger RNA of Manihot esculenta (cassava), 1668 nucleotides long. Its product is annotated as probable UDP-N-acetylglucosamine--peptide N-acetylglucosaminyltransferase SEC. The transcript is spliced from 14 exons. Gene Ontology annotation, molecular function: glycosyltransferase activity; protein binding. The coding region runs from base 167 to 1480 and encodes 437 amino acids. NCBI's taxonomy places the organism in Eukaryota, Viridiplantae, Streptophyta, Magnoliopsida, Malpighiales, Euphorbiaceae. Gene Ontology annotation, biological process: protein O-linked glycosylation. The record is from RefSeq and is a predicted model, not a curated record.
CAGGCUUUGCAUCUUCGACCGGACUUCCCUGAAGCUACUUGCAACCUUCUGCACACAUUACAGUGUGUAUGCAGUUGGGAGGAUAGAGAUAAGAUGUUUGCUGAAGUUGAAGGGAUCAUCCGGAGGCAGAUUUCUAUAUCUAUUCUUCCUAGUGUGCAGCCUUUUCAUGCUAUUGCAUAUAUAUCCCAUUGAUCCAAUACUGGCUCUCGAUAUCAGCAGCAAAUAUGCAGCUCAUUGUUCCAUAAUUGCUUCACGUUUUGGACUUCCUCCUUUCAAUCAUCCUCCACCAAUUCCCGUAAAGCGUGAUCGUAGUGAGAGACUUAGGAUUGGCUAUGUUAGCAGUGACUUUGGUAAUCACCCCUUAUCACACCUUAUGGGAUCUGUAUUUGGCAUGCACAACAGAGAGAAUGUUGAGGUCUUCUGCUAUGCAUUGAGUCCAAAUGAUGGUACAGAAUGGAGGCAGCGUAUCCAAUCUGAAGCAGAGCAUUUUGUAGAUGUUUCUGCCAUGUCGUCAGAUAUGAUUGCCAAACUAAUUAAUGAGGAUAAAAUACAGAUUCUCAUUAAUCUCAAUGGUUAUACCAAGGGUGCCAGAAAUGAAAUAUUUGCUAUGCAGCCUGCACCCAUACAGGUGUCAUACAUGGGAUUUCCUGGGACCACUGGAGCAACAUAUAUUGAUUAUUUGGUCACUGAUGAGUUUGUUUCACCUAUACGUUACUCGCAUAUUUACUCCGAAAAGCUUGUUCACAUGCCUCAUUGCUACUUUGUGAAUGACUAUAAGCAGAAAAAUCUAGAUGUUCUGGAUCCAACAUGCCAGCACAAGCGAUCAGAUUAUGGUCUUCCUGAAGACAAAUUUAUAUUUGCAUGCUUCAACCAGUUGUACAAGAUGGAUCCUGAAAUCUUUAAUACUUGGUGCAACAUUCUCAAACGUGUGCCCAACAGUGCCCUUUGGCUCCUUAGGUUCCCAGCUGCAGGCGAAAUGAGACUUCGUUCAUAUGCUGUUGCACAAGGGGUACAUCCAGAGCAAAUUAUUUUCACUGAUGUUGCCAUGAAACAUGAACAUAUCAGGCGCAGUGCUUUAGCUGAUCUAUUUCUGGACUCGCCAUUAUGUAAUGCACAUACAACAGGGACGGAUAUUUUAUGGACAGGUUUACCUAUGGUAACACUGCCCCUUGAGAAAAUGGCUACAAGAGUUGCUGGAUCAUUGUGUCUUGCCACUGGACUAGGGGAGGAGAUGAUUGUUAGCAGUAUGAAGGAAUACGAAGAGAGAGCAGUGUCUCUGGCUUUGAAUAAGCCAAAAUUGCAGGCUCUUACCAAUAAACUGAAGGCAGUCCGCAUGACUUGCCCGCUCUUUGAUACGGCACGCUGGGUUCGUAAUCUGGAGAGGGCAUAUUUCAAAAUGUGGAAUAUCCAUUGCUCAGGACAGCAGCCUCAGCACUUUAAAGUGACAGAAAGGGACUCCGAGUUCCCUUAUGAUAGAUGAGGGGGAGUGAAUAGACGGCAUUGUAGAUAAGAGCAAGAGAAAAAGAUCUAUAAGUAUACUUAGCAUGAUACAUUGAUAUUGGUUAAGAUCAUUGAGAUGAUCAUAUGGUGAUCGAAUUUGUAACUGUUCAUUUAGCCAAAUCUGUCGUGGGAAUCGACUAAAUUCAAUCUAUGUAUAACAUUUCUUUC